UCAUCAUGGUGCCAAAAAAAGCCAGCGCGCCCCAUCUAUUUAACAGCCCCCAAUUCCACUCCUGUCGAACACAAUCACCACAUAAACCAUCUCAAUUAAGCAACAAACAACCGACGACAUCCAAAUCAAGAAACAAAGAAAGAUGAGGACCUCAUCUAGCAGCUUGAUCUUCCUCCACAUCGCCGUCGCCGGGGCCAUGAUCUCCGGCGCCACAGGCUGCGGAGAGCCAUUCAAGCAAGAACCCGGGAUCUCGGAGCAUCAUCUCUACGUGGGCUCAUGGGAGCCGAUCCUGAACCUGAAUGACCCAAGCAUCCGGGAGCUGGGCAGCUGGGCUGUGGCCCAGUACGGGAUGCAUGCCAACUGCAGGCUCAAGUUCAACAAGGUUGUCAGCGGCAGGAAGCAGCUGGUGCCGGUGGCUGGGGUCACCUACGAGCUCUUCAUCGACGCCUCGCCGGAGCUGGCUGCGGCGGGAGGAGGAAGUUCGACGGGUUUGUACAAGGCCGUGGUUCAUGAGAAGGCCGGGGCUAACAGCCGCAAGCUUGUCUCCUUUGCCAAGGCCAAGUUGUAGUAGUAGUGAUAUAUGAUCAUUGUGUUAUGGAAGAAGGGGUUUAAUAAUCAAAUAAAUGAAUGAAUUAAUUUGUCCUCUCUUAUUGUCUCGUGUGUUUUGUGGA
Messenger RNA from Brachypodium distachyon (stiff brome), 671 nucleotides. RefSeq names its product putative cysteine proteinase inhibitor 7. Bases 143 to 568 code for a protein of 141 amino acids. The transcript has a single exon. Gene Ontology annotation, molecular function: cysteine-type endopeptidase inhibitor activity. The record is from RefSeq and is a predicted model, not a curated record. Lineage: Eukaryota; Viridiplantae; Streptophyta; Magnoliopsida; Poales; Poaceae.